Messenger RNA from Bombyx mori (domestic silkworm), 5980 nucleotides. RefSeq names its product ral guanine nucleotide dissociation stimulator (gene Rgl). Gene Ontology annotation, molecular function: guanyl-nucleotide exchange factor activity. Bases 2603 to 4699 code for a protein of 698 amino acids. Gene Ontology annotation, biological process: positive regulation of GTPase activity; Ras protein signal transduction. The record is from RefSeq and is a predicted model, not a curated record. Lineage: Eukaryota; Metazoa; Arthropoda; Insecta; Lepidoptera; Bombycidae. The transcript is spliced from 7 exons. Gene Ontology annotation, cellular component: plasma membrane.
UUUUUUGCUUAGAUGGGUGGACGAGCUCACAGCCCACCUGGUGUUAAGUGGUCACUGGAGCCCAUAAGCAUCUACAACGUAAAUGCGCCAUCCACCUUGAGAUACAAGUUCUAAGAUCUCAGUAUAGUUACAACGGCUGUCCCACCCUUCAAACCGAAACGCAUUACUGCUUUACGGCAGAAAUAGACAGGGUGGUGGUACCUACCCGCGCGGUCUCACAAGAGGUCCUACCACAAGUAGUGGAAAUUAAGAGGUUGAUUUCUAAUCGAACCUCUGUUAUCACUAUAAAAUCGGAGAAAACCCGGCGUUGUCGGACAACAAUAAAUUGGUACGAAUAGCCCCUAAAAUAUAAAAAAUUCACCUAAGAAUAUUUUUCAAAUAUCGUUUUGUUAUACGUAUGUAUUAGAUGUCAAUCCGUUGUGAAAACUGUAAAAACUCGUAAGAGAUUUUUUACUUACUCUUUUAAUUUAAUUUAAUUUAAGAUUUUUACUAAUAAAUACAUAUUAUUAAUUGAUCUGUAACCAUUUUUAUUGUGAACUAGUGAAAUCCGGUCUGGCUCUGCUGACAGUUUAGCUAAUUGUAACAAAAAAAUCCCAUGGAUAUUAUUUUAAAAAAUCCCAUACAAGUAUUGUCUUGAAAAUUACGAACUCAACGAAAAAGAAAUCAAAAAAAUAUGUCUAGCUGCCUGUACUUUUGGUAGCUCUGGCAGCUGUUAGAUAAUACUAACCGUUGCGGGCUGAGCCAACGCUCGCCCACUUGUCCUGGUGAAACUGGGAAGGCCACCGGGCCACCAGUAAUUCUUUAAUUAUUAAAAAAAAACAAUUGGUAUUGGAUUUAACACAAUUUACAGAUUGAAAAAUCUGAGAUACAUCACGACAGUUGAACAUUUUUGGCCAGCUACUUAGGCCGUGUAUGAUCUUGUGUAUGAUCGUGUAUGAUCUAUCUUUCAGCCCACUGCUGGACAUAGGCCUCCACAAGCCUCGCCACAACGAUCGAUUUUGCGGUGCUUGGAUCCAGUGGAUCCCGAAUCUCAAUAGGUCGUCAGUCCACUUUGCGGGAGGCCUACCCUAGCUACAAAACAAUUGAAUUGAAUCAAAAAGCUAACUAAGCUAAUUUCAAAGAACCUUAAUUUUUCUUUAAUUAUUAAAAUUAGGAAUGCGGUUAUUGCGACAAUGGAUCGCUUUAUCCGCCAUUUAAUACAUUUUUUGGGAAAAUGGGGUUACAGUUGGAUCGUUGGCCUUUCUAAUUCUACCAGAACUGGUGGAUGACAACGGGCUCAGUUAGGAGAGGUAAAGAGUUUUAUUCGGAUUGAUCUAAAUACAUUAAGGAGUUCUGCAGUGCAUAGAGUAGGUAUGCAGACGUUGAGAACUGUUAUAACUCUUCAAAAGCCAUGCAUCAUAUGAUAUAUUAGAGUAUACCAACAAUUAUUCUAUCAAAAGACCUUAAAAUAAUUAAUUAAGGAUGUUGUUAAGAACAACGAGCUGUGAAAGAUGUCAAUGUCAAAACUUGACGGAACUCUCUCAUAGGAGCUUAUAUAAAAUUUAAGUUCGCCUGAGAAGUUGUUGCGAAUUUUUAAAACAAGACCUGGAUCUGGGUGAUACACAGAAUCAUCGCUACGCGGGAUAAAUCACUACGGCUUAAACGGAAGGAUCGAUUAAUUGGUAGUGUUAUGAUUAUGUCAUUUACCGAUACUAAUUUAGAUACUAAGCCUAAAUGAAUACCUAUAGGAUGUUCAAAUUUAAUUUUUAUGCAAAGCGAUAAUCUAAAGAGAAACGGCCGAUUAUUGCUCUUCGCAAGCCUAUCGCUAACUCUGCACUUCAGCUGAUUAAUAGUUUACAUUACAUCGCAUGCAAAGAAAAAUAAGACUGUAAUUUUUUUGUUUCGUGUAAUUGUGAACGAGCUCACAGCCUAACUGGUGUUAAGUAAAUUCCCGGAGCCCAAAGUCAAAAAUGACCAAAAACUUAAAUUGCUUUGUAACAAAGGUUUUUUGGCUAGCAGUACUUGUGACAGAACUAUCGACGCGAUUUUAGUAAAAUGAAUGGAGUUGCGCCUGAGACUGGUGUACACAUGUGAAUACACAACGCGCUGUGCAGGUAGUAGGGCUUAGCGCAGCAGUGGUGAGACAGGGCAGGUCCGUCCGCGGUCGGUGCGAUGCAGGGGCGGAGGCGGGGGCCUCGGCCCGUUACGUGGAGCCGAGUGGAGCGCGCGCGGCUCGGCGGUGCCACGACACGGACGUGCUUCACUCAGUUCGUGCGCGAAAGUCGUUACCCGCGUCACACGAUUUAAUUUCUCUACACGCAAACAAUACACCUUCGACACAACAAACCGAGACCGAUUCCUCGUUAUCAGGGAAUCGCUAAGAACUGAGCCAGAAUUUUGAGAAUAGCAUCUGUUACGAUCAAAACAACCUUGUUAAUUUAUAAGAAAGCGUGUGACGUCAGAGAAACCGGUGGUCGCGACGAUCAUAUGUUGGACGCGGAUGCAGUGAUGGAAUGUGGUGUUUUGUGGUGACGUGCUAUGGUGCAGUGUUCCGAUUUACCUGCUCUUUAACAGCCACACCGCCGGAGCGCGGUUCUCCCACGGGAACCAUGCGUAGAAAAAGAUGAGCCAGGAUGCGGAGAGCUUGCAGCCAACAUGGCGGUUGUGGGGGGAAGAGCGCGUGGACGGCGCCAUCUACACCGUUUAUCUGAAGAAAGUGCGUUACCAUCGACCUACCAAAAGUGCUUCAAGUGAGUCUGACGACGAGAUCUCACAUUUAGAGUGGGAAACCGUACGUGUACGGUUCGUAAAAGCCGGCACAGUCGAGCGGCUAGUGGAGGCGCUCGCUACCGACGACGGCGAACUCGAGUCCACAUACGUCAAUGUGUUCCUCGCGACGUACCGGUCAUUCGCGGAAUGCAGUCAUGUUCUGGAUCUCCUGCUGCGACGGUAUGAAACCCUUGCCGCUGAGGACAUACUUCCCGCUGCGACUGACACAUCACAACAACACCGAAAGACUCUUGUAGCGUGUCUCCACGUGUGGUUGGACACAUAUCCGGAGGACUUUCGGCAGCCGCCGCACCAUCCCGCACUGCAACAGCUGCUCGCCUUCACGCAACUUCAUUUACCCGGAUCAGAAUUACACUCGAAGGUAUUACAGAAGCUAGCCAUAUUCAGUGCGGAACGAAAUGGAGGUGUGCAGAUGUCUGGAGGGGGCGCCGUGUGCCUUGCUCCUGGCAUGCGCCUCUCCGCACAUCUCACCAGCGCCUACCGCCUGCCACACGUUCCCCAUCGACACUUCGCCGAACAACUUACCAGGAUGGACAUGGAGCUGUUCAAGAAGCUCGUGCCCCACCAGUGCCUCGGAGCCGUCUGGUCACGUAGAGAUAAGGACCGUUCCCACGACGCGGCCACUGUCCUCGCAACCGUCAACCAGUUCAAUGCGGUAUCGUUCCGCGUCAUUUCGACUGUACUCGUGGAGCUCAACUUGAAGCCGGCCGAGCGUGCCGAUAUUCUUGCUGCCUGGCUUGAUAUAGCUCGCGAACUGAGAGUUCUUAAAAACUUUUCAUCGCUCAAAGCGAUUAUCUCAGGGUUGCAGAGCAAUCCGGUUUAUAGACUGAGAAAAACGUGGGCGACUUUACAAAAAGAAAAAGCUGAGCUUUACGAUGAACUAGCCCGAAUUUUCAGUGAAGACAAUAACAGAUGGGCUCAGAGGGAGUUGCUGAUGCGCGAAGGUACUGCUAAAUUUGCUGAUACUGUGGGAGAAAACGAUCGUCAAUUACAAAAACUUCUUCACGAGCGCGGCUCACCAGGUGUCAGCCACGGGACCAUUCCAUAUCUCGGCACGUUUUUGACCGAUCUCACAAUGAUAGAUACUGCCAUUCCGGAUACAGUAACCGACGGUUUGAUUAAUUUUGAUAAGAAACGUAAAGAAUUCGAAGUGCUGGCUCAGAUCAAAUUACUGCAAGGAGCUGCCAACGCCUACCAUUUACCCUCCGAUCCGAUGUUUGACCGGUGGUUUGAUUCGGUUAUUGUGCUUGAUGACAGGGAAGCAUAUCAGCUAUCUUGUCAAAUUGAGCCACCGACGAACCCACCCAAAGAGAGACGACCAAAGAAGAUAAACGACGCCAACGUUCAAAGUCAUAGGAAAAACGACUCGAUCGCCAGCACGAGUUCUAGCAAUAGUUCACAAUUCUUUUGCGAAACCGAUGGAACAACUACCGCUUGGAAGAGAGAUAGUCUUGAAACGCGAAUCUCUCCGACAAGGCUGUCACACGGUUCUUCGUCUUCAUCGCUACCGUCUCUGGAUGUCUCAUUGUCCAGUGCUAACAGUGGACAGAAGCCAAACGGCAAAGCUGGGGGCAGUCCUGCACAUCCGGGUGUUCGAAGUGGCCCAGACUUUUAUAUAAUACGAGUGACAUAUGAGUCGGAUUGUGCAGAAACCGAAGGCGUUGUGUUGUACAAGUCUAUUAUGUUAAGUAACAAUGAACGCACGCCUCAAGUGAUUCGGAACGCAAUGCUCAAACUCAAUCUUGAUGGAGAUCCCGAUUCUUAUACCUUGGCUCAAGUACUACUCGAACGAGAGAUGUUGCUCCCAUCGAAUGCAAAUGUCUACUACGCUGUUAAUACCGCUUAUAAUUUGAACUUCAUUUUACGGCCUCGGAAGAACCAGCAGCAAGAGCCAGUGGUUAAUGGGAAGUCGAAAGGGAAACGAAACUAACUGAAAACUCUUAAGUGACCCAUUAUUUUUACUUUAGUGUAAAUAAAGUUAAAAAAGUGACCAAAUUUUUACUUGCUUUUGCUAAUUCGUUUAAUUCAGCGUCGUUUUUGUUAAUAUCCUUUAUUAUUGUUUUGUGUCGUGUCAAAAAAUAAUCUAUCUGAUUUAUCGAAUGGUUUCGUCGACAAAUUCAAACUGAUGUUUCUCUAUUACUUCCAUGAUGUUAUGUAUGUGUAAAUUUGUUUCAUGCCACCUCUAGAUCGUAGUUUUGUCUUGUGAAAAUAUUAUUUGUGUAUAGUUGUUAAAUUUGUUGUGUAUAUACUGAGAAUACUGUAGAUAAGAAUCUCAUUUUUGUUUAAUAGUAAUGAAUUGCAACAAACUACGUCUUGGCAAAUACUGUAAGAAUUGACCGAAAGAUGUGCGUACUAUGGGCAGAGAAAUUAAUUAGUUUAUAAAUGGAUACUUAACUUAAAAUGUGGAUAUUACUGGAUGGAUAUUUAACUUAAAAGGUAUUAUUUGGUCAGAGGUCAGAAUUAAGUUAUGAGUAAUUUUUAUUUUUACAUUUUUUUGGUUUUAUUUAGUGCAAUUAAUUGUUUUGUAUUUAUUAAAAUUUCUGAAACAUUAAAUUUUACGAGGUCACAGAUAUACGUCAUGAAGUGAUGAGGGUUGUUGCAGUUCUCUAUUUUUGUGUGUAAUAAUUAUUAAAUAAUACUAAGCCAAAGGCAAAUAAAGUCUAAGAGUAAGGUGCUGUCCUUUUAUUGUACCUUAAAUGUUUUAGAAGCUUUACAUAAAACCGAAUUUUUAUCUAUGUACUUUUAUACGCAUAACAUCAAACAAAGUUCAUUUUGUAUUGUACAUUCGAAAGGCCAUUUUUUUAAAUUAAACCAAAACCUCAAAGUAUCAGACGUAAUUGAAAUUAGACUUUAGCCAGGCAUAAAAACCUAACCGGUUCAGCCUCACUGUACUUGUGCCAUUAACAAAUUCCUACAAUUAAAAUAAAACAAACACUUGUAAAAAAUACGAAAUGUUCAGAAUAUGAGAUAGAGAUCUUUUGAAUAUUAUACAAAUCUACUAUACAAAUGUGCCUAUUAUGAUUUUUUAAUAAAUUUAUAAAUAAUGUUUGUAACAUAUUUCAAGAUCCAAUAUGUUUCCUAUCUCGCUAAAAUGUUCGACAUAAAUUAUGUUAGUUGUCUGUAAAUAGUUCAAUACUUUAGUGGAGUUGUAGUUUACCACCAGUGUUUGUGUAAUAUGUUCGUCUAAUAAAAUUUUAAUAAUACAUUUGCA